AGAACACGAAAAGAAAGUGAUCGUAUGCGAACAUCUCAACAUCCCGAUCAUAAAUCUGUCAGUGAUAAGAAACUCAACAUUGAUAGAAGCAGGCGACCCAGACCUUUGAGACCAUCUGUGAAGAGUUUGAAGAGAUCUGAAGGCGCCGAUGCUUUGAAAGAGAAGAAAACAUUGUCUGAUGAGCGACAGUCCCACCUGAAAAGACAAAGUCAUGAAAUUGUUAAUAAGACUGCUGACAGAGGUCCAAGUGCAAAUAUCAGAACUGCAAGGGAGACAAGUCGUGAGAAAAGAAGUCAUGACAAAAAGAGAGUUUCAGGACCAUACUCUGAACAUGUCAGACGCCAAAGUGCAGGCUCAGACAGUAUGAGAUCUAGACAGAAUUCAGAUCUACAAAAUAUAGGGAAGCAGUCCGAAUCUGAGAACACUGGUCAACUGAUGGAUACUCUGCUACGCAGCUUGUCUGUUGUUGAGUUAUCAGCCAAGGGGGAAAGUUUUACCCGGCUUGUUACAGAGAAGCUCACUAACUUAAUUGAGGAGCAAAGCUCAAGGGCAUCAGGUUUGAAGGAGGGAAGAUGGAGGCGAUCAAGAAGUCCUGUGAGGAGGCACACUGCUAGGAGGAGGUCAGUAGGAUCAUUUAAGUUCUCUGUCAGUAUGAUCAUUUAACUUCUCUGUCAGUAUGAUCAUUUAAGCUCUCUGUCAGUAUGUUCAUUGAAGUUCUCUGUCAGUAUCAUUUAAGCUCUCUGUCAGUUUGAUCAUUUAAGCUCUCUGUCAGUAUAAUCAUUUAAGUUCUCUGUCAGUAUGAUCAUUUAAGCUCUCUGUCAGUAUUUUCAUUUAAGUUCUCUGUCAGUAUGAUCAUUGAAGUUCGCUGUCAGUAUGAUCAUUUAAGCUCUCUGUCAGUAUGAUCAUUUAAGCUCUCUGUCAGUAUGUUCAUUGAAGUUCUCUGUCAGUAUCAUUAAAGCUCUCUGUCAGUAUGAUCCUUUAAGCUCUCUGUCAGUAUGAUCAUUGAAGUUCUCUGUCAGUAUGAUCAUUUAAGCUCUCUGUCAGUAGGAUCAUUGAAGUUCUAAAGAAUGAUAUGUUAUGACAUCAAAAACAUCUACUGGGCAUUGCAUCAAAAACCUGUCCUGAAACUUUUGUCAAGCAUGUUUUUAUCCUAUGCAAUAAUGAAAUUCUUCCAUAAUUUGAUUGCACAGAUCUGUUAGUCCAAGUCAAAGUAGUUUUAAACAAGGGUCCACCAGAGCCAAGUCUCCUGCCAUGCGUAGGGUUUUCAUGAGUAGAAAAUCUCUGUCCCCACAACGACCGCCCCCGGCCAGAAUGUUGUCACCCCGCCCCCCUGCUCCACCCCGAAACCACUCUCCUGGACGCCACUUCCAAGUAUCGUCACAUCCACUGCAGGAUUCAAAUCCAUCCCGACAUAACCAAAAUCGUGGACCUUCCCCCAGGCAUCACCGUAUCAUGUCACCAAUAAGACGCAGUGAAGAAAGUGGGGCAAACAACCUCCGGGAAGGAAUGUGGCUGUCACAGCCCCCACAAACUCCACAAACCUAUCAAGGUUUGUUGACAUUUUAGACCUUUCAGUUUUUCAAAUGUAUCCACACAUAUGAAUAAAUUUAUAUUUUCAUGAAGAAGCCACCACAGCUUUAUUAUUUCAUUAUCUUAUUUCAAUGAAUUAAUCUAGUACGCUUAUUUUUGGAUAAUGCUAUAAAAUAUCUCUGUGCAGGUCCAGACCCUCGCUCCAACAUUCAGAUUGUCUCAGGGAGGAACAGAGAGGAAGGUGAGUAGAAAUUUUCAAGUCAGUUCUUUACUUUCCAGGAUUUAUUGCACUUUUUUCUAUGAUGACCACCAAUGUCUUCACAGAAGUCAUUCAAUGUCAUCACAGAAGUCAUUCAAUGUCAUCACAGAAAUCAUUCAAUAUCAUCACAGAAGUCAUUCAAUGGCAUCACAGAAGUCAUUCAAUGUCAUCACAGAAGUCAUUCAAUGUCAUCACAGAAGUCAUUCAAUUGCAUCACAGAAGUCAUUUAAUGGCAUUACGGAGUCAUUCAAUGGCAUCACAGAAGUCAUUCAAUGGCAUCACUGAAGUCAUUCAAUAGCAUCACAGAAGUCAUUCAAUUUCUGUCUCUCUGCUGCAUAAAUGUUCAGUUAUGCUUCUAACUCAACUAUUUUUAUUUUAUUCACAGAUCUACGUAAAAGUCAGGGCACUUCCAAAAAUCUGGUCUCUAUUCAAUCUGAAUGGUAAGGAAAAGUUUCUUUCUAAUGUCCCCAAAUACCUGCCUGAUAGUCUCACUCUGUGACCUUAAUGAAGUGCAAUAGAAGCUUGGUUUAGCUCACCUGGAAAGGGUUGAAGAUAACAGCUAUGUUACUGACAGUGUUGUAAAAUUUUGCUUUGAAACAAGGGCGUGGAAACAGGCAAAUGCGACAGGUGGACUAAAAUGUUACUUUUACUUUUGCAAUAACUCAUGAAUUCACUUUUGAUAGGACACAGCAAUGACUAGAAAACAUGGCUGUGAUAUUUUUAGAUCUCCAUUUUUGAUUUUGUCAACAAAUACACAUACUAUUAAUAUUACUAUCUUCCAAAAUCACCUACCAAAAAAAAAACAUUCUCCCCCCCCCUCUCUUUUCCCCUGGAGUGCAAACAUUAUGUAUGUGAACUAUCUUUGUGUAAAGACAGAUUCAAUUUGGAAGAGAAGAAAUACCUCAUUACCUUGCCUCCACUUUAUCACAAGAAUACUCAGUUGAUACAAAUACUUCAAAAGCCACAGUUUAGGAAACAGAUUUGAGGAGGGAAGAUUGUUGUUUUUAUCUGUCUGAAACCACCCCUCCCCCCCCCCCCCCCUCCUCCUCACCGUGUGGCAACAGCUUUAGAACUUUAGAAUCGCUGUGCCAGAAAAUAAAAGCGGUUUACUUAAGAGCUUAUACGAUGCGCGGAGAAUAUGACAGAGCAAGGAGUAUGUGCGGCGGGGGAUCUUUGUACUGUAAUCGUAUGAGCAUAAGCAUCAAGCUUUUUCUGAUUACUUUACACUGAGUACUGUAUGAUUUUUAUUGUUCGUCCUUCGCAUGCCAAGACGACAAAGGUUAGAGUGGUAGCUUUAAAUUGAGCUGUACACCUUCUCGUCAUUGCCCAUCUGAGUGCAAGACUUAGUCAAGACGACUGAAAAUAGACCAGGACGCAGUCGAUGACCAGCCCCACAAGGUUGGGAUCGAUGACCAGCCCACAAGGUUGGGAUCGAUGAUCAGCCCCACAAGGUUGUGAUCGAUGACCAGCCCCACAAGAUUGGGAUCGAUGACCAGCCCCACAAGGUUGUGAUCGAUGACCAGCCCCANAACUUUUCUGUUAGGCUCUAACUUUUCUGUUACACUCUACCUUUUCUGUUACACUCUACCUUUUCUAUUACACUCUAACUUUUCUGUUACACUCUAACUUUUCUGUUACACUCUAACUUUUCUGUUAAACUCUAACUUUCUGUUACACUCUAACUUUUCUGUUACACUCUACCUUUUCUAUUACAUUCUAACUUUUCUGUUACACUCUAACUUUUCUGUUACACUCUACCUUUUCUGUUACACUCUAACUUUUCUGUUACACUCUAACUUUUCUGUUACACUCUAACUUUUCUGUUAAACUCUAACUUUCUGUUACACUCUAACUUUUCUGUUACACUCUACCUUUUCUAUUACACUCUAACUUUUCUGUUACACUCUAACUUUCUGUUACACUCUAACUUUUCUGUUACACUCUACCUUUUCUGUUAAACUCUAACUUUCUGUUACACUCUAACUUUUCUGUUUAACUUUCUGUUACGCUCUAACUUUUCUGUUACACUCUACCUUUUCUGUUACACUCUACCUUUUCUGUUACACUCUACCUUUUCUAUUACACUCUAACUUUUCUGUUACACUCUAACUUUUCUGUUACACUCUAACUUUUCUGUUAAACUCUAACUUUCUGUUACACUCUAACUUUUCUGUUACACUCUAACUUUUCUGUUACACUCUACCUUUUCUGUUACACUCUAACUUUCUGUUACACUCUAACUUUUCUGUUACACUCUAAUUUUCUGUUACACUCUAACUUUCUGUUACACUCUAACUUUUCUGUUACACUCUAACUUUUCUGCUCAUAAUGGUGACUGUAUGUGAGAGAACUAAUGGGUUUCUAUUUUCAGGGCUGCUGUUCCACCUGGGAGUCAAACUAAUGCUGGGAGACCAUCGGAUGGUCAAGAUUUGCUUGAUCAAUUUAUCGGACAAAUGAAGCGGAACUCUCAGAGUCACCCGACUAGUUCACGAGCAAACUUUGAGGAUGCUCCAAAGCUUGACAGUGUCAGGAGCAACUCUGGUGGAUCUGUGAAUUUUAUAGAUUCUGGGAUAGGUUUGGGGGUGAGGAACACAUCUGACCUAGGUCACGGUGGACUCCCAUCUGGUUCUUACAACACAGCUAGGGGAGAGAAUACAGAGUCUGUCCCUGGUACUUACAACACAGUUAGAAGAGAGAAUACCGAGUCCAAUCAAGCUGGUCAGAGGUUCGAUACGCCUUACCGGCCUCAGGCGGGGACAAACAUGAAUUGGUUCGGGCGACAGGAGAGCAAACCUGCAUUUGAGAGACCCCAAGAGACAUUUGAGAGAUCUCAGUUUUCUGCAGACUACCAUCAGCAGAAUCACAAUAUGAACGUACCCCCUCCCAUCCCACCACCUGUGGCUCCCCCUAUCUUGAACCAGUCUCUGUCCUCUCAGGACAGGAUCUCACAGCUGGAAGCCUUGGCUAAACAGUUGGCAAUGGACAUCCAGAAGCAGCAGCCUGCACACCAUGGUCAAACCUACUGGCCAUUUUCAAUGCAGCAGCAGCAAAAUACAAUGAAUAUGCCGAGACCUCAAUCAACCAUGAUGGGUGCAGCAUCCCAGCCCUCAAUGAUGGGCCCACCAUCCCAGCUGUCAAUGAUGGGCCCACCAUCCCAGCACUCAACAAUGGGCCCACCAUCACAGUCCUCAAUGAUGGGCUCACCAUCACAGUCCUCAAUGAUGGGGCAACCAUCCCAACCCCCUAUGCUGAGAGGCCCGGCACCCGUUCACAUGCAAGGCUAUUUACCCCAGACAACACCAACAAUGGGUUCCCAACCCUCCGCCACUUUCCCUGGAGCUAAUGCAUGGCAGAGAGGGCGAAAUUUCUGAGACAUUAUAGUGUACAAGUAUUGAUGGCUUUCAUUCUUUAAGUUUCAGAGCAUGUACAGAGAGCUACCUGUUCUCUCUGAUCUGUUUUAUUGAUGUGCUUUAUGUAUGCUCGUAUUAGCUUUUAUAACAAAAACAUUGACAUUUAAUCAAAAUAAGUUGAAAUUUGAUUGAACAAAAAAAAUAUUAGUAUCUCCUGAACAAAAAGGUUCACUGUACUUUUUCAGUGUGUACUAUACUUUCUCACGACACUAUUUUUAAAAUUCUGCCAAUUAUUUCCUCUUUUGUUUUAGUAUAAUAAAAGGUUUGAGCCAACUAUGAAGAGUCUACAACUGUUUGUUUGUUACUGCAGUUCUUAGUGUAACCGUCAGAAACCUGAUAUCAUUUGAGUUGGUUAUUGUAUGGGAUUUUAUUUCAAUAAAAUGAUUCAAAAUUCAGUUAAUAUUUCAAUAAAAUGAUUCAAAUUUCAGUUAAUACUUAGUUAAUACUUACUACCUUUUCUUUUACGGAAA
Molecule: messenger RNA, 5669 nt
Organism: Lymnaea stagnalis (great pond snail)
Lineage: Eukaryota; Metazoa; Mollusca; Gastropoda; Lymnaeidae
Source: the annotation of a GenBank genome assembly